AAUCAAUAUCGAGAUUUUGGGUAGUAAAAUGAAAAAACAUAAAAAUCACGUUUUCUGAUUGUGUGAUACUUUUUCGACCUAAAAUCUUCUCUUUUUCUCUAAGACAGGAGAGUGCCGCCCUUCCUUCUCACCUCACAAGAGCAUCUUCGUCUCCCUGUCCCUGGUGUCAGCGGCAUGGGUGCUCCAACCUCGACGCCGCCGGAGCGACUGCUCUAACUCAGCGGACCCAGUCGACUCAACUCUAGAUCUCCCUCUUCGUUGCCAUCAGCCUAGUUCUACUUGCGAUUCUUCCAACAUACAACAAUGCCUCGGUAUUACUGUGACUAUUGCGACACUUAUCUAACCCAUGAUUCGCCAUCUGUAAGAAAACAACAUAAUGCUGGCUACAAACACAAGGCAAAUGUCCGAACCUACUAUCAGCAGUUUGAGGAGCAACAAACCCAAAGUUUGAUUGAUCAAAGGAUUAAGGAACACCUUGGGCAAGCUACGGCUUUUCAACAGGUUGGGGCGGCUUACAAUCAACAUCUACUUGCUCAGAGGCCUCGUCUUCAUGUUCUACCAACGCCUAUGAUGCCACAGAUGCCUGGAAGUGGACCGCCUUUGCUUCCUGGGAUGAUUAGACCUCCUGUUUUGCCCAGACCAGGUCCUAGUGCUCCAGUAGGCUAUGGUCCUAAUCCAAACAUGCCGCCAAUGCUGGCUCCUCCCGGUGCGCCACCUGGUGCUCCGCCUGGUGCUCCAUCCAUACCUGGCCAAUUAAAUUCUCUCCCGAGGCCCCCCACCAUAAAUAUCCCCUCAACCAUUCCCGGGACCACUUCUUCCAUGGGUGCCCCCUUGCUGGCUCCACCUGUGAUGUAUCAAGCCAAUCCGGCACCACCAUCAAGUGGAGGCUAUGAUAGUUUUAAUCCAAGUACUCAGGCUACUGACUCUAAUCAGUAGACUCUCCAAAGUGCCCGGGACAUUGGUGAUGCUGCAGCACCUGUUUGGGAUAUUUCAUCUACCAUGGUGUGAAGGAGCCUGUGGUUUGACGCUUAAGGUCGAAAGUUGUGGAUUUUGUUAAGUGUUGUGGACAUUAAAUUUGAGCAAACUAGGAGAAUUUUUGUAAAAAAGAAAAAAAAAAUUGAAAUCUAUAUCCUGUUUUAUUAGACAGGUCGGUAGAUACAUUCUUACAUAUGGUUCUGGUUAGGUUGGGAGAAAUACAAGAGACUGUACAAGGUCUUGCACAAUUUGUAGGAACCGUGCCAGUUUGAAAGAAGUGCCAAUUGACAGUUGUUCUAUUUAUGUUUGUUUUCACGUGGGGAUCGCAUUUCUUUCAUUCAUGCUAGAAGUUGUUAUAUAUCUUAAAAUUCCAACGAAAGCUAGUAAGGAUGGCUUGCACAAUGAGCUUUUGUUGAGA
This is a messenger RNA of Humulus lupulus (European hop), 1393 nucleotides long. Its product is annotated as U1 small nuclear ribonucleoprotein C. Lineage: Eukaryota; Viridiplantae; Streptophyta; Magnoliopsida; Rosales; Cannabaceae. Gene Ontology annotation, cellular component: nucleus; U1 snRNP. Bases 304 to 936 code for a protein of 210 amino acids. Gene Ontology annotation, biological process: mRNA 5'-splice site recognition; spliceosomal snRNP assembly; mRNA splicing, via spliceosome. The record is from RefSeq and is a predicted model, not a curated record. The transcript is spliced from 7 exons. Gene Ontology annotation, molecular function: zinc ion binding; pre-mRNA 5'-splice site binding.